UGAUUUUUCAUCUUCUGCACAAUCGUGGGAGCAAACUGCCACUGGUGCUGUCUCCUCGACGCCUGAUUAAAUUUGGUAUUCUUAGAAGAAGAAGAAGAAGAAGAAGUCUGUGAUUUCUAAACUCAUCAAAAACAGUAAACUGCGUCCAAAAAACGAAGAUGAGCAAAGAAUGGAAGCGAAAAGAGCUAAGCAUAUUAGUGAUAUAUGCGAUUGCUUUCUACGCCUUCAUAAUCCAUCGGUCCCUUCAUCUCUCUCACGAUCAUAAAUCAAAGCUCUACGGUUUACGCAAUGGAUGGCUUCUUCCUCCUCGUCUCAAUGAUGGUUCCGAUGCUCAAUGGAGAAACUUUCGCGUAAACUUACCAAUUCUUACUGUUGUUUUUGGAAUGUUUAGUGUGCUGGCCAAUAGCUUCAGAGCUUUUUUUUAUUUGAAAGCAAAGGGAAUGUCAAUUGUUUGGCUUUUCAUUUCUCUAGCCUACUUACUAUAUCUUCAUGGAGCUUGCACUCUAUUUAUCCUGCUCAUUGCCUCGGCUAAUUUUGUUUUAGUAAAGGUUUUUGCACAAACAAACUACUUCUCUUUCCUACUUUGGGUUUUCAACAUUUUUUUCCUUCUUUGUAAUCGGGUUUAUGAAGGGUAUUCAUUCUCCAUUUUUGGUCAAAGAUUGGCAUUUUUGGAUAACUUUCGAGGCACCUUUCGGUGGCACAUUUGCUUUAAUUUUGUUAUUUUACGCAUGAUAAGCUUUGGAUAUGAUUACCAUUGGGCAAAUCAAGAUUCUCGUUUUGAUCAAAAGAAGCACAUUCAACGUUGCCAUGUUUGCAAGUCAGGAAAAACAUGCUACCAAUUUCUACAGGAGAGAAGUACCCCAAAUGUGAAUUUUUCCUUUAGCAUAUACCUUUCUUAUUUGGUAUAUGCACCACUCUAUAUUGCCGGACCAAUUAUGAGCUUCAAUGCCUAUGCCUCACAGUUAGAUAUGCCUCAGAAGAAUUAUGCUGCCCGAGAUGUUUUUUGGUAUGGGUCGCGUUGGAUAUUUAGCUUUCUUCUGAUGGAACUUUUCACUCAUCUUUUUCAUUACAAUGCUUUUGCAAUCAGUGGCCUCUGGAAAUUGUUAUCCCCUAUGGACAUAUUCAUCAUAGGAUACGGGGUAUUAAACUUCAUGUGGCUAAAAUUUUACCUCAUUUGGCGCUAUUUCCGAUUCUGGUCACUGAUUUGUGGCGUUGAAGCCCCUGAGAACAUGCCAAGGUGCAUUAAUAAUUGCUACAACUUGGAGACUUUUUGGAAAAAUUGGCAUGCUUCAUACAAUAAAUGGCUAGUGAGGUACAUGUAUAUUCCCCUGGGGGGAACACAGAGAAAGCUACUUAAUAUAUGGGUAAUAUUCACAUUUGUUGCGGUCUGGCAUGAUCUAGAGUGGAAACUUAUUUCAUGGGCAUGGUUGACAUGUUUAUUCUUUAUCCCAGAAAUGUUGGUGAAGUCGGUGGCAAAUGGAAUGCAGGCAGAGAAUGCUUUUGGGGAGUUCCUUUUCCGAGAACUUAGAGCAGUGGCCGGUGCUAUCACCAUCACAUGUCUAAUGGUCGCAAACCUUGUUGGCUAUGUUAUUGGACCAUCAGGCAUUAAUUGGCUGAUUUCACAAUUUCUUACCAGAAAAGGAUUACCUGUAUUUGGUGGCAUGUUUAUAACAUUUUAUGUGGGGACAAAGCUUAUGUUCCAUAUUGAUGAUGCCAAGCAAAGGAAGCACUAAAUUAAGUUUCCCCUGAUGAAGGUUCUAUACUCGGCCUAUACCACUGAAUGCUUGACCUCAGUUAAAAAUGAGAAGGAUAUCAUUGCUACUAAGAAUAGGACACAUGAACCCAUGAGCUUCAGUUGUGAAAAUGAAAAGGAAACCAUUGCUGCUAAGAAUAGGACACCAUCACCAUCGUGACCCUUAGAAUAAUAGAUUUGAGCCUCUUUUAUGCGCCCCUCAGUUUGUAGAUUUUACAAUAUUAAUCUUCAAAGGAAGAAUACAUAACCUCCUUAAUUAAAGCCAGACGAUUCAGUGCAAUGUUUCAUGUUAUAAUCAACAGCGGCUUUCUUAUAUAGAUUGGCCCGUCAUCUGUUCAUGCAAA
Molecule: messenger RNA, 2097 nt
Organism: Ricinus communis (castor bean)
Lineage: Eukaryota; Viridiplantae; Streptophyta; Magnoliopsida; Malpighiales; Euphorbiaceae
Product: membrane-bound O-acyltransferase gup1
Exons: 19
Coding region: 159-1733 (524 amino acids)
Cellular component (GO): endoplasmic reticulum
Molecular function (GO): acyltransferase activity
Source: RefSeq, a predicted model, not a curated record